Messenger RNA from Symsagittifera roscoffensis, 2399 nucleotides. Its product is annotated as polypeptide N-acetylgalactosaminyltransferase 1-like. The record is from RefSeq and is a predicted model, not a curated record. Gene Ontology annotation, cellular component: Golgi apparatus. The transcript is spliced from 11 exons. Bases 228 to 2186 code for a protein of 652 amino acids. NCBI's taxonomy places the organism in Eukaryota, Metazoa, Xenacoelomorpha, Acoela, Convolutidae. Gene Ontology annotation, biological process: protein O-linked glycosylation. Gene Ontology annotation, molecular function: polypeptide N-acetylgalactosaminyltransferase activity.
CUUUUUUGUUAAGCUUGAAAAAAAAGAUUUUCCUAUUUCCACUUUUAAUUUCUGUCCUUAUUUCAUAUUUCAAGUCAUUUAUUUAUAUUCUUCCUUUUUUGUGAAACAAUUUUAUAUAUCAAUUAUUAAUAAACAUGGUUUAAUGUGUUUUUUUUCAGCCUUCAAUAAGUUUCAUGUGCUUAAAAAUAUCACUUUUUUGAAAAAACUAUUUCACUAAGUUUGUUACAAUGCGCUCAAGGUUGCUUCGAAAAUUGAUGUGUUGCUUUUCAACCAAAAAUUCUUUUCUUUACUGCCAAUUAAUUUUUCUCACUUCUAUGGUUUGGUUUAUUUUCGAUGCCUUCCUGAUAUUUUACUUUGUUCAAAACCAAAACACGCAAUUGUCCAAAGACGGAUUACCCAAUUUAAAUAUUCCGGACGUAAUCAAAUCAGCACUGCCAAAUCAAAUCAAAGGACUGGAUGCUGCAAAGAAUGAAUCAAUUGGUGCCAAGCUGUCUGCUGAGCCAAUCAGAAUGGAGCAAGAUUAUCCACCAAUCAAAGCGAACCAAGAAGAUGGUCAUCUCUCGAAGAAAAAAACUUUCGUUGACAUGCUCGGUGAUCCAUACGAGCGAGAUUUGAACCCGCCUGACCUCCCGGGCGAGAGGGGAAAAGGGGUGAAAGUGGACCCAAGUGAGAAAGAAGAGGAGAAAAAACUGUUCAGUGUGAACCAAUUCAACCUUCUGGUUUGCAACAAAAUUAGUGUCAACAGAUCUCUACCCGACUUCAGACCCAAAAAGUGUAAACAGCACGAGUACCCAGUGGAUUUGCCGGACACGAGUGUGAUCAUAGUGUUCCACAACGAGGCAGAGUGCACACUACUCCGCACAAUCUACAGUGUCAUCAACAGGACUCCCAGACACUUGCUGAAGGAGAUCAUCCUAGUCGACGACUUCAGCGAGGGCAGAGAAUACUUACACAGUCCCCUGGACGAGAAACUGGCGAAGCUACCUGUUCACGUGUUUGUGAUUCGGCUUCCUAAGAGACAAGGUCUAAUCAGGGCCAGACUGGCGGGUGCAGAUGUGGCCAAGGGAAAGGUACUCACUUUUCUGGACAGUCACUGCGAGGCAUCCAGGGGUUGGCUUGAACCACUACUGGCUGAAAUUGCUCUAGACAGGACGACAGUGAUGACUCCGGUGAUAGGCAACAUAAACCUAAACACCUUCAACUAUGCUAGCAUGGGCACUGGCCUGUUGCAGGUGGGGGGUUUCGAGUGGAGUCUCACCUUCAACUGGUUCCCCAUGCCAGAGAGGGAGAAGCGGAGAAUAGCUGGCGACAACAGUUUAUCCAUUGAAUCGCCCACAAUGGCAGGUGGCCUGUUCUCCAUAGACAAGUCAUACUUUGAGGAGCUGGGAAGAUACGAUGAUGGCAUGGAUGUGUGGGGAGCAGAGAAUGUCGAAAUAUCAUUCAGGAUUUGGCAAUGCGGAGGUCGCAUCAAGAUCUCUCCUUGUUCACAUGUUGGUCACGUGUUCCGAAAUGCCUCGCCCUACUCGUGGCCAGGGGGCGUGGCCAGCAUCCUGAACAGGAACAACAGACGCCUGGCCGAAGUGUGGAUGGAUGAAUAUAGGUUCUUCUGGAUGUAUGUGGUCCCAGAAACAAAACACAUUGACUUUGGAGACGUCUCGGAUAGACAAGCCCUGCGAGCCAAACUGCAGUGCAAGAGCUUCCAAUGGUAUUUGGACAAUGUCUGGCCUGAGUCUGGAUUCACUCUCCGUGUAUACAACCUGGGUUAUAUCAAAAACCCAGCAACGAGUCUAUGUGUGGACACAAUGGGACAUAAGGCUGAGAAACCAGCAGGAGUUUCUGGCUGUCACUACAAGGGUGGACACCAAGUGUUUGCAUUCACCCGACGUCACGAGAUCCGAAAGGACAACUUGUGUCUAGACGGUGACAGCACUAACAAGAAACACAAUGUGCUUCUCUGGCCAUGUCAUCUGCAGGGGGGCAACCAGUAUUGGAUAUACGACGAAAAGGAAACGAAACAGAUUGUUCACAAGACAUCUGCAAUGUGUUUGACUGUCGGACAGGACAGAAGAUCCCUCAACUUGGAGCACUGCGAUCCUUUGAAUGCGAAGCAGAUCUGGACGAUGAGUAAUGUCGAGGAGUUGUCCGGAUUCAUCAAAGAGUUAUACGGCAAAGAUCAAAGACAAUGAAUAAAAAUUGUAUAUCACUUUUUAAAAUGUCCAUUAACCUCAUAUUAAGUGUUCAUAUAUCAAAUAUGGUUUCUGAUUUAAUUUAUCAAAUUUAUGGUAAAAAAUGGUCAAAAAAAUUUUGCCAUGUGAAUGGUUGUACGAUAUGAAAUGCAUUAUUACGUGAAAACAAAAAAAAUUGUAGCCAGGACAUAAAUGUUUCCUGUCUGGUUGUAA